This is a messenger RNA of Olea europaea var. sylvestris, 589 nucleotides long. Its product is annotated as bark storage protein A-like. Gene Ontology annotation, biological process: nucleoside metabolic process. NCBI's taxonomy places the organism in Eukaryota, Viridiplantae, Streptophyta, Magnoliopsida, Lamiales, Oleaceae. The record is from RefSeq and is a predicted model, not a curated record. The annotation marks the transcript as partial. Gene Ontology annotation, molecular function: catalytic activity. The transcript is spliced from 5 exons.
CACGAUUCCCCACUUGGAUCAUGCAGGAAGAAGGUUUCGAAUUGGAACACUGGAAAAUCGAAAAGUUGUCGUUGUCAUGUCCGGACUCAGCAUGCUGAAUUCAGGAGUAGCAACACAGCUGCUGCUAAGUGUAUUCAGGAUCCAUGGAGUACUUCAUUUGGGAUCAGCGGGAGGUGCAAAUCCUGAAAUUCAAAUAGGAGAUGUUACAAUCCCAGAGUAUUGGGCUCAUACUGGCCUCUGGAAUUGGCAGAGGUUUGGAGAUGGACCCGAAGAUGAACUUGCAUUUGAAUCCAAUGGAGACUACACUAGAAAAUACGGUUAUCUGAGGUUUGCCGAUUAUCAAGUUCGCAAAGAAGGUGAGAAAUCUUCAGACAAUUAUCUCAACAGAGUGUGGUAUCAACCUGAAGAGAUAUUUUACGCUGAUGGAGAACCUGAGAUUAGAGAGCAUGCCUUUUGGAUUCCUAUUGCCAGACGCUACUUUUCACUUGCAAAGAAGCUUGAGGGUAUUGUUCUCGAAAGGUGUGUCAAUUCUAGUUUGUGUUUACCUCAACCUCCAAAGGUAGUUAGAGUGCGAAGAGGCGUGAGUGCU